UCUCCUCCCACGCAAUUCAGCUGCUCCCCCUCCCCUCGCCGUCAGUGCUGUCGCGGUCUGAUGACGCAAAAGCUUGGUUUUCACCAUGGCGGCUCUCUGCUAAUUGAAGAGAAAUGCGGGGUUUUUAGCUGCAGAAACACUUUGUUACGGGGGGAAACAGCCAGAAGAUAUUUCUUUCAGGAUGACCAACAGGACAUCCUACUUUUACGACCCCGACGUGGGCAACUUUCAUUACGGUGCUGGCCACCCCAUGAAGCCUCACCGCUUGUCUCUGACUCACAGUCUGGUUUUGCACUAUGGACUUUACAAGAAAAUGAUGGUGUUCAAGCCAUACAAAGCAUCUCAGCAUGACAUGUGUCGUUUCCACUCUGAAGACUACAUAGACUUUCUGCAGAAGGUCAGCCCCAACAACAUGCAGGGCUUCACAAAGAGCCUCAACACAUUCAAUGUGGGAGAUGACUGUCCUGUGUUUCCAGGUCUAUUUGAGUUCUGCUCAAGAUACACUGGAGCAUCUUUACAGGGAGCGACACAGCUUAACCACAAGAUCUGUGACAUUGCCAUUAACUGGGCUGGAGGUUUACAUCAUGCCAAGAAAUUUGAGGCGUCUGGGUUUUGCUACGUAAACGACAUUGUCAUAAGUAUCCUGGAGCUACUCAAAUACCACCCUAGGGUUCUGUACAUCGACAUAGACAUUCACCAUGGCGACGGUGUUCAGGAAGCCUUUUACUUGACUGACCGUGUCAUGACUGUGUCCUUCCACAAAUAUGGGAACUACUUUUUUCCAGGAACAGGUGACAUGUAUGAGGUUGGGGCAGAGAGCGGACGAUACUACUGCCUCAAUGUUCCUCUUAGAGACGGCAUUGAUGACCAGAGCUACAGACACUUGUUCCAGCCAGUUAUUAAACAGGUGGUGGAUUUCUACCAACCCACCUGUAUCGUUUUACAGUGUGGAGCAGAUUCUCUAGGCUGUGACAGACUGGGCUGCUUCAACCUCAGUAUACGAGGACACGGUGAGUGUGUGGAGUUUGUAAAGAGCUUUAAGAUUCCACUGUUGGUCCUGGGAGGAGGAGGAUACACAGUGAGGAACGUGGCUCGCUGCUGGACCUUUGAAACAUCUCUGUUGGUGGAUGAAUCCAUCAGUGAUGAGCUGCCUUAUAGCGAGUAUUUUGAAUACUUUGCUCCAGACUUCACGCUGCAUCCUGAUGUUAGCACCAGGAUAGAGAACCAGAACUCCAGACAGUACUUGGAGCAGAUCCGUCAGACAGUGUUUGAGAACUUGAAGAUGUUGAACCACGCACCUAGCGUCCAGAUACACGACGUUCCCUCUGACAUGCUGAACUACGAACGCAAUGAUGAGCCUGACCCUGACGAGAGGGGGGCUGAGGAAAACUACACCAGGCCAGAGGCAGCCAAUGAGUUCUACGAUGGUGACCACGACAACGACAAAGAGAGUGACGUAGAAAUUUGAUCUAUGAGGACAGAGAGGGGGGUGGAGCUUUUCCUUGCAGCCUUGUGUUUGCAUCAGCUGCAGACUCCAAGCAUUACGUCCUAAAAGAACUUUCAGGAAGGACGGCACCCUCAACUUCUCUGUCUGCUGUUACUAGUUUUUUCGAUCCGUCUUUCCACACUGAGAUCAUGACUGUUCUACCAUAACUCAACAGAACAAAAAUCAUGUUGACUCUGUUUUUAUACAGUAGUUUUCUCACUUUUUGGGGUUCUGAGUCAACAUGUCAAAUAUUGUAACAGGAACAGUCCAGGUUUUCAGAAUAAUGGAUGAUAAAACAUACAUGUACAUAAGGUAUAUCAGCUGUGUUAUGUCUAUUCCUGUAAAAAAAGAUUAGUAUGAAGGAUAAGAUGCUCCUUCGUACUAACAAAAUGUAGAUGUAGAUUUUGAUAAAAACCUGUUUCGUAUUUUUUCCUCUGAAAAUUAUAACGAUGCUUUUGAAAGAGGAAAAUGUCAAUGAAAUACAUUUUUAUGAAUUUCACUCAACAGGAUUUGUCGCCUUCACAGCUCUGAAAUGAUCCAGAGCAGGGCAUUUUCACCAUUUUGGAUUUUUACAUGUGAAAAUCUGUAAAUAAGAUCGCUGGCUUGAACUGAUCCAAACAGAAUCUACUCAUGUCUGUUCUUUACUGUAUAUAUAUACAAACGUAUGAGCUGUAAGUGUAAUGUAGUAGAGGACAACUGGUGACAAGGCAGGUAGUUUGGUAGUGAAUCUGUACAGAAGUAGGUGUUGUCAGAUGUCCUUCACUGUGCAGCUUCAUUACUGAAGUAUAUUAUUGGCAACUAAAUGGUGUAUGAAGCCACAGUAGAAAUGAUUUCUAUCGUCCACCAUCUCCUCUUUUAGCCCAAAACAAGUUUAAUGUGAUUUUUUGAUAUUGUCAACAACCUUAGUUUUUAAUAAAAAGAACAAUUUGAACUGUU
Messenger RNA from Paralichthys olivaceus (Japanese flounder), 2422 nucleotides. It is a transcript of the gene hdac3, whose product is annotated as histone deacetylase 3. The record is from RefSeq and is a predicted model, not a curated record. Gene Ontology annotation, molecular function: histone deacetylase activity. NCBI's taxonomy places the organism in Eukaryota, Metazoa, Chordata, Actinopteri, Pleuronectiformes, Paralichthyidae. Gene Ontology annotation, cellular component: nucleus.